Messenger RNA from Microplitis mediator, 746 nucleotides. RefSeq lists its product as uncharacterized. Gene Ontology annotation, cellular component: extracellular region. The transcript has 5 exons. Bases 96 to 734 code for a protein of 212 amino acids. The record is from RefSeq and is a predicted model, not a curated record. Lineage: Eukaryota; Metazoa; Arthropoda; Insecta; Hymenoptera; Braconidae. Gene Ontology annotation, molecular function: calcium channel inhibitor activity.
AAUGAGAAUCGACGAGUUUAAUUAUAUUUUAAACUGAUAUAUCAUAAAAAAUUUUAAACAAAUAAGUUUAUUACACUAAACAUUGUCAAUUAAUCAUGUCGCUGUUUAUUAUAAUUCAAUUAUUUGUAUUUGUGGUUUACGGAGAAGGAGAAUUACUAAAGAAGCCUUGUUUGAGCGACGGCAAUAUUUGUUCUGAUGGAAGUCAAUGCUGUUCAAACAAUUGUUUUUAUUCUCGCUCAUUUGAUUCUGUUUGUAUUUCGGAAAUAACACCCGAUGUUCCAAACUUAACAAAUUUAGACCCGAAAUUUUGCUUUUUAGAUGAAUCAAGAUGUUCUAGUAAUAAUGACUGCUGUUCUAAAAACUGCACUGUUGGUAAAAGUGGUUUACUGCGUACUUGUAAUCCAGGAAUAAAAAAUCAGCCAGAUAAUUUUGGAAAAACGGAGACUACUAUUGACAAUCCAAAAAUUUGUAAAUUAUUUCUAGAUUCCUGUAUGAUAAACGACGACUGUUGUUCUAAGGAGUGUAUCAAGGUUUCAAUAGCCGUUUCUCGGGUUCAAUACUGUACUAUAGUAAAACCGAAAAUCAUUGAAGAUCAUAAAAGCACUACUAUGAUGCCACAGAAAAAAAAUAAUAUUGGAUGCACCCCAAAUGGAAGUAAUUGUUUUACCCACCAUGAUUGCUGUUCUAAGGGAUGUUAUAAUUAUCCAGGCACAACUUUUCGGAGAUGUUCCUAAGCCAGAAUUUUU